This is a messenger RNA of Cryptomeria japonica (Japanese cedar), 632 nucleotides long. RefSeq names its product heavy metal-associated isoprenylated plant protein 13. The record is from RefSeq and is a predicted model, not a curated record. NCBI's taxonomy places the organism in Eukaryota, Viridiplantae, Streptophyta, Pinopsida, Cupressales, Cupressaceae. The coding region runs from base 90 to 467 and encodes 125 amino acids. The transcript has 3 exons. Gene Ontology annotation, molecular function: metal ion binding.
GGGUUUCAAUUUAGGGAUCCCAAAUAUUCUGCAUCAUAGUGAGAGCUUAUCCUCGCCGACGAAGAAAGCCCAUUUCUAAUAUUACCAAAAUGAAGAAAAUGGUGUUACAAUUGACAAUUGAGAACGAGAAAAGAAAGAGGAAGGCCCUCAAGGUGGUUGCAAAAGUAGAAGGGGUGGAUUCUGUGGCUGUGGACAUGGACGAAAAAAAGAUGACUGUAAUAGGGGAAGUAGACCCUGUGAAUGUUACAACAAAGCUCAGGAAAUCAGGUUUUUGUUUUGCAGAGUUGAUGAGCGUUGAGCUUACCAAGGAGGACAAAACUGAAGGGGGGAUUCAGGAUGUGGAGGUAGCAGAGAUCCCAAACGUUUUCUAUGUUCAAAGGCCUUAUUACGAUUACACUUAUGUCGAGAGGCCUUAUUAUGGCUACAGUUACGUCCAUGAUAAUCCCGGUGCCUGCACCAUAUGCUGAAUUCUUAUGUACUUUGUGUCUCAAUUAUACCAAUUUCCAGUUUCUGAUGUCACAUGUUUCUGAAUUGUUUUGAUUCCCGUUGGGAUAGAAGUUUUGUACGGGCCAACUCAGUCUGUAGGAGAUUUCGUUAACUACUUCAACAAUAGUUUAUUCCUUAUUUUUUCA